Molecule: messenger RNA, 579 nt
Organism: Soboliphyme baturini
Lineage: Eukaryota; Metazoa; Nematoda; Enoplea; Dioctophymatida; Soboliphymatidae
Source: the annotation of a GenBank genome assembly
AUGCAUCUGGCGCUGUCGGAGGCGGCUGACCCUCUGCUUCCCACAUCAAUCAAGGUAGAUACUUCGGUCGUGCUAACCACUGAACUGGCGGUCGCUACCAUUCCGACUUACUACCCUCAUGUCGUUUGCUGCGGUGAAGGAGUUAAGCGCAGGCUGCACUGCCUUCGUUACUUCGACAACUUUGGCGGGGGCGGCAGCGGCAGCGGGAGUGGCAGCGGAGUCAUGUGCCUGAAGGCGAUGAGGCACAACGGAGUUUCGAAACAGGCGCUGUUGAACGACCCGAAAAGGAUCUGUGCUUCGAAGAUUAACAGUGAACAUUUAUGUGACAGUAGCGCAAUGUCGAAAUUUCGCCCGGACGAAACGUACGGUUCGAACGGUUCUUCGAACCUGACCUCCAGCUGGUCCUUCCGAGAAGAAUACGAAAACGUCACUUUGAUGUAUGCGAAACACGAAAAAAUUCCCAUGAAAGACUUUAACUCUGAGGUCAGAGCUACGAUGGACAUCGACCACCUUCUGAACAAAGCCGUGUUGCUGCUAAACCUGCCGGAAACCAGUUUGGAAGAAAUAUUUAACAAGUAA